AUGAUUAUUUCGAGUGAUUUAAAAUUAUUUUUCACCACCCUAUUCUUCAGAAAAAAAGUAACGAGCAGCGAGAAUAUGGAAAAAAAGAGGACUAAAGCUAAGCGUGAAGAUUAUCGUCCAUUAGAAACAAAGGAACAGUCUAAGAAAGGAAUUGUAUUCAACAGGAAGUCAAAAAAUAAAAAGAAUAAAAAGGGACAGCAUGUUACGAAAGAGGUCCCGUUUGUGUCUCCGUUUACAGGAGAACAUGCAAUUUUCGCUGUACCGCUUUCUUUGGCUGUCUUACGAAUGGGUUCUCAUGAUGGAAUUCCACUACCAGUUGUUGUAAGGCAGUGCAUCGAUUACAUUAAUGAAAAAGGACUGUGUGUCGAAGGAAUUCAUCGGAUUUCUGCGCCAAAAGCAAAUUUGGAUAAACUUGAAGAAGCAGUAAAUUCGAGACAUUCCAUUGAGCUAAAAGAUGUACACGAUGCCUCGGGGUUACUGAAAAGAUUUCUGCGACAGCUUCCUGAGCAUAUCCUAACUAAUGAAAAACGACCAGUAUUUGAAAAAAUUGCUUCAAAUUGUCCAUGCGGAACGUUGUCACCAUGUCGCUGUUUGGUAGCAGAUAUGUUGAAAGCACAACUGAUUUCGCUACCAGAAGAAAAUUAUAUGUUAUUAGCAUAUAUAUUCAUACAUUCUCAAAUGAUACUGCAAAAUAGUGGCAAAAAUAAAAUGGGUAUGGCUGCACUUGGUUUGAUCCUGCAAGCCACGCUCAAUGUAUCACAAGCUGUUGUUCGAAUAUUCCUGCUUAACGCUUCCGAUGUCAUUCUAAUGAAAUAUCAUUCUCCUUCUAUGGUAUAUCUAUUCAAAGAUGUUCAAAUUAAACAGUAA
Molecule: messenger RNA, 867 nt
Organism: Brugia malayi
Lineage: Eukaryota; Metazoa; Nematoda; Chromadorea; Rhabditida; Onchocercidae
Gene: Bma-rlbp-1.2
Product: RhoGAP domain containing protein
Exons: 7
Coding region: 1-867 (288 amino acids)
Biological process (GO): small GTPase-mediated signal transduction
Molecular function (GO): GTPase activator activity; small GTPase binding
Source: RefSeq, a predicted model, not a curated record